AUGGGCCUGCCAUCUACCGACCACAGCGUUGACGCUGUGCUACGUGAACAACUUGUACCCUCUCCCCCAAUCAAUGGAAGAUUGUUUUGUAGAGGAGCUGGGAUUAAAGUCACGGUGAUAACUGGCGAUAAUAAGUUGACUGCAGAGGCUAUUUGUAAAGUGUUCUCACGUGCGGAGCCUAGGCACAAGCAAGAAAUUGUAAGGAUGCUAAAGGAGACGGGAGAAAUUGUUGCAAUGACUGGUGAUGGUGUGAAUGAUGCACCUGCACUGAAACUUGCUGAUAUUGGAAUUGCCAUGCGGAUCACUGGCACAGAGGCUGCAAAAGAAGGUUCAGAUAUGGUUUUGGCAGAUGAUAGUUUUAACCCCAUUGUCUCUGCUGUGGCAGAGGGUUGCUCUAUUUAUAAUAACACGAAAGCUUUUAUCAGGUACAUGAUAUCGUCUAAUGUUGGGGAGGUUAUAUCCAUAUUCUUGACUGCUGCUUAA
Camellia sinensis is the source of this 483-nucleotide messenger RNA. Lineage: Eukaryota; Viridiplantae; Streptophyta; Magnoliopsida; Ericales; Theaceae. The record is from RefSeq and is a predicted model, not a curated record.